This is a messenger RNA of Hemibagrus wyckioides, 3574 nucleotides long. RefSeq names its product calcium binding protein 39, like 1 (gene cab39l1). The coding region runs from base 346 to 1377 and encodes 343 amino acids. The transcript has 10 exons. Gene Ontology annotation, biological process: intracellular signal transduction. NCBI's taxonomy places the organism in Eukaryota, Metazoa, Chordata, Actinopteri, Siluriformes, Bagridae. Gene Ontology annotation, molecular function: protein serine/threonine kinase activator activity. The record is from RefSeq and is a predicted model, not a curated record.
UAUGAGCACUCGCCAACUUCCCUGAUAGUUGUUCUUCAGUGAGCUACUGACGAUAAAAACGGGUGACAGUAAAUCUGAUAGUUUUCUCCGGCGCCACCAAACCAUUUUGGGGAGUGAAUAGCAUGUACAGAGUUAUUUAAAUUCUGUUUUGCCACUUGAAGACGUUUCUUUCGACCGAGCUAAGUUGUCCUGAGUGAUUUUCAGAGUCGCCGUGAGAAGAGUGAAUGUGGGUAAAGGGAGAAUAUUUGUAGUUCUCAGCUGCACAGCUGAUUUUGGGUUUGAUUCUUCCUUGGAAGGUGAAAGGUUUCUUGCUUCAUCCAAGCCCAAGCACACCAUCUAAACAACAUGCCGUUCCCUUUUGGGAAGUCUCAGAAGAGUCCAGCAGAGAUCGUGAAGAAUCUCAAGGAGAAUAUGGCAUGCUUAGAGAAGCUGGAAACAUCUGACAACAAGAAGAGUGAAAAGGUUGCUGAGGAAGUUUCAAAAAAUCUAGCCUCAUUGAAAGAAGUGUUGUGCGGUACUGGAGACAAGGAGCCUCAGACUGAAGCAGUGGCUCAGCUUGCACAGGAGCUUUACAAUACCAACCUUUUCAUCGCCCUCAUAGGCAACCUGCAGAGGAUCGAUUUUGAGGGUAAGAAGGAUGUAGUUCAUCUGUUCAGCAACAUAGUGAGGCGUCAGAUUGGUACCCGCACACCCACAGUCGAGUACAUUUCCUCCCACUCUCAGAUCCUCUUCAUGCUGCUGAAAGGUUACGAGACUCCAGAAGUGGCUCUGAACUGCGGCAUGAUGUUGAGAGAGUGUCUCCGUCAUGAGCCCUUGGCCCGCACUGUUCUCUUCUCUGAGGACUUCUAUUGCUUCUUCCACUAUGUGGAACUCUCCACUUUUGACAUUGCCUCAGAUGCCUUUGCUUCCUUUAAGGAUCUUCUAACAAGACACAAAAUCAUGUGUGCAGAUUUCCUGGAGACAAAUUAUGACAGAGUAUUUACAGAGUACGAAAAACUGCUGCAUUCUGAUAACUACGUCACCAAAAGGCAGUCUCUAAAGCUCUUGGGAGAACUCUUGCUGGACAGACACAACUUUACAGUCAUGACCAGAUACAUCAGCCGAGCUGAGAACCUGAAACUGAUGAUGAACCUGUUGAGAGACAACAGCCGCAACAUACAGUUUGAAGCUUUUCAUGUCUUUAAGGUGUUUGUGGCAAAUCCAAAUAAGAUACAACCUGUUCUGGACAUCCUGUUGAAGAACCAAUCCAAACUGGUGGACUUCCUGAGCCAAUUCCAAACAGAUCGCUCCGAAGACGAGCAGUUCUGCGACGAGAAGAACUAUCUCAUCAAGCAAAUACGAGAUCUCAAGAGGCCCGCACCACCGGAGGAUGCAUAGAGGACAAAAGAACAGGACUGAACAGUUGCGAUGGUGACAUGUUUUAUGCAGUUGAGGAAAUGACAAACAGGCCUUUCUCAGAUCCCAUUUCUUUGCAGCUGACCUCCAAAAUGUGCAAAAAAAUUGUCAAUAUGUGCAAACUCAGUUUUCCCCCCCCCUUUGCUUAGGAACACGUGUGAAUUUGCUGUGUGAAAAGCAAGAGGGACUUGAUCACUCUACUCCAAAGCUUUUCCCCCUUGUGUGUGUUUGAUGGAUUAUUUUGAGCCUUCUGGUUUUCUGACUUUAGUCUCUGCCGCUCCUAAAUGUGAACAGUUUAUUUUAUCUAUGAUAUAAAAGCAGUUUAAAUAAUUAAUUGAAGCCUUUCUGGACCAGAUUAAUUGUUUGGUUUUUUUUUUUUUUUUUCUUUUGAUGAAGCGGGAGGUGAAGCGCUUAAGGAGGAACAUCAUUUCACACAGUCAUUUCUACUACAUUUUAACUUUUAGGUAGGCUCUUAAAGCUGUUUUAGGGGUGCGGUAAAAGCAUUUGAAGGUGUAGAUGUCUGUGAAUUUAGAAAGUAAGGCACACUUUUUAUGCCAACAUGAUUACAUCAAUUUCCCUUCUCCUCAAAAGCCAAUUGGAAAUGUUUAAUCUUUCAGAGGAGAAUUUCCUAUAUUUUUUGAAAUGUUAGGAAUUUUACUAAAAUUCCUAAUUUCCUGCCUAUAAUUCUGCAGACUUCAUAGUUUUGCAGUCUCAUUUCUGACCAUGUGCUCACUUCCCCUAGUGGUUACAUUAUUUCAGUAGCAUUGAUGGGUUGAUGCUCUCGAACAGCAUUCUCUUUCAACUUUUUUUUCUGAUUUAGUUCGGUCAGCAUGUUUAUUUUAAUGGGAAGUGAGGCUAGUUAAUAUCUAGUUUUUUAAAAUUAGGCAUUGUUGCAUAUAUUAGCUGUGAAACUAAUUCUGGGUUUGCAUAUUUCACUGAUCUACACAUUAUAUGUGGAACAUUAACCUCUUCACAUACACUGUAAAAUUGUAAGAAUGAUUACAGAUCCACGUUCGAUGCUUCUCAGGUGCUGUGUUUUAAAUUUCAACCUACGCACAUGAACCUAGAGACCAUUGAAGCCUUUAACAGAUGCCUUCAGUUCUCACACACAAAAUACCCACAUUUAACACCAUCACCUGUACUGUCUACCUUGAAUAAGUCAAAACUGUGGUAAUGUGUUGUAUCUUAAGUUGUAUUGUUAGGUUCAAGUCUAUUUUGCACUUUUCCGUACAGCUUGGUUGGUUAUUGGAAGGUCUUUUUGAAUGGAAAUGCAAAACAGGACUCGUCUGAAACGCCUUCAUUGAAUUAGUGAGUUUACCUUAAUUUCAACCUUGUAUUCAAUGUACUCUGUUUGCACAAAUUCUUCUCUUAUAUACCUCAUAGGAUUUGAGUUGCUUAAGUGCUGUGUACUUAAGCAGCCACCCCCCCCCCUUUGACCAGUUUUAUGUUUAAUUACCAUGGUCAAUUAUGCAAGGGAAAACCAAUUUCACCUUCAGUUACUGAAUAGGAUCUACAAAGGGAAACCAUUAACUGUGAUAUGUGCUGGUAUGGUACUUUUGACUGUGAGUGUGCUGAUAUUUUUCUUCAGUGUAUGUGGACGUUUUAGUUCUAUAAGAUUAUAUAGAGUAAAAAUCCCUCUCAAUAUAGCAUGAUGGUGCCAUGGCAAGUAGAGUGCAGGGUUUAAUAUGAUCAGGUUUUUGCCCUAGUCUUUUGCAAAGGAUCCACUUAAAGUGUGACUGAACCUCCAUCAAUACUAGAUAAAUCUUUCUGUUCCGAGUUAGCACAAGCUUAUAUUAGUUUGUCCUAUGAAACCUAUAUAAUGGUGAAAUUUAGGAACGGUGGAUCAAAAAUGAAUGAGUUUUUAGCUGAAGAGUUUAUAUUGAGUGGUGCCAUUUUGGACAGGAUGCAAAUGCCAGCCUUUUUCACCAUGUUAUAAUAACCGAUAUGUGUCUUUGAAAGUGAUUAAGAAUGACAAUGUCCAAUGCUUAUUAAAUUAUUGUUUGGGGUUUCUGGCUUCAAGACUAGGCUUAAAUACACCUUUUACUACUCCACUUUUAGUUUCCUUUAUGUUUUCAGUUGUCUGUUCUACUAUAUUAGGAUUAUAUAUAUGUACAUAAAAGGUUUAUUUUAAGAAACAAGUGUGAAGACCUAUUGGAAAUAAAAUAAACAACUGUGUAUG